Messenger RNA from Mycena citricolor, 3324 nucleotides. The record is from the annotation of a GenBank genome assembly. Lineage: Eukaryota; Fungi; Basidiomycota; Agaricomycetes; Agaricales; Mycenaceae.
AUGUCCGACUUUAAGCAUGUUGUUGAGGAGCUUCUGCUCAAAACUAUCAAAUCAUACCGUCACUUUAUGUUUCCCGAGGAAUGUGCCCAACCGGGACACGAUCCUUAUUUCUCGAUCGACAACUCCAGUGACUGGAUCACGUCGCGAGGGCUCCAACUUUACUAUCAAUACAACGAAGCUCUUGACAUACCAGGGCUUGAUCCAUCCGACGCAUCUCGGCGUGAUUUGAUUGCCUUGCGCAAGGAAAUUAUUCCCGACUAUCUUUUAACGCAUCAGUUUUUCAGUCUUGAGCAUGCGGAGACAUGGGUCAAGCCGCAGGUCUUUUCAGCUUAUAAACGACUUCUCUUGCCGUCACAGCCAGUGUCGGAUCAAGAUGGUCGAUCGGACACAGACAGGCGUUCUCUGAUCGUGGAGACACAGAAUGAGGAAGGUAUCGAGCCGGAUUAUGAUCUACCGUCCCGCCCGCCCAGCUCAAUGUAUACGGGGAGUGUGUCGGAUGGCGAUCUGCCCGUUCUCAGUGAUGACGAAGAGAUUCCCUUUCCGGAAUCGUUGAUUCGACCAAAAAGUGCGACUUCAAUGUCCUCUAUUCUCUCUACCGAUUCGCGCCCAGAAAAUGACAGCGCUAUGCCAGAUGAACCUCCCAUUCUCAACAUUGAUUUGCAAUCAAGAAAAGCAGGAAAAAAGAAGAAAAUGGCAGAGCCCUUGCAGCCUGAGGAACGCGAGGGAAUGAUCCAAAUUACCCGCGAACUGUGGGUUCAUGAGCUUCGCUCUGUGGACAACAUUCCGGACACAUGGGAAGUGUGCCGUCCCGAUCAUUCCAUUGCGUGGCUCGUAGACAUGUCUGCCUCGACAGAUCUACUUCUUGAUGAGAAGGGCAAGCGCCGUAUGCUACAGACCUAUAUACGGAACGAGGUGCGUGAUCAGGACUCUUGGGGUGGGAAAGGUUCAGGUGGCAGCCUCACCGGGGACGUUAACGUUCUUGCGUUUCCUGGAACGGCCAAGAUCAGAUGCCGGCGUGCCCAGUGGGGCUGCAGCGGAGUUCGGAAGUGUGAAUUUCUCGAUCCGUCUAUCCUCGCCAACUGUAAGCGAUAUGACGUUAACACCAUAGAGAAGGAAAGUCUAUGGCAACUUGUCCUCAAUGCCAAUGAACGUGAAGGGGAGUCUGAAUGGGCCGUGAUUGCCAGAUUCUUUCGCUUUGUAACAGAGCUUAAAUGCAAAGCGAAGCGCGGAGGCAUCGUGUGCAAAGGUCACCUGGAAAUGAUUUCCAGCAACUCAAUUUUUCUGAACGGAAAGCAAGCAUUCAUUGGAUGCAGCGGCUGGUCAGCUCAUGCGGACAAUCGGAAGAAUCACAUCUUCCAGAAAAUCCCGCCGCAUGUUAACAAGGAUCUCCUCCGAUACGCCCUGGAUCAUGGCGGUCUCCUUCCCAAUUCGCCAGAGAUCAAUGGUGCCUGCUGCUUCACGUCGCACCCAAGGUUUCGUUUGCUGAACUGUGGAUACUCCCAUGUCGUUGACGGACAAAUUCGGAUAGGGAAGCUGGAAACUCAUCCAUGCCCAUCUGAGAUCCUCGUCUUCACACCUGUAGACCCCCCUGCAAAUCUGGCAGACAAGACAAUCGUCUCAUUGGAUCGACAAAUGCUGAACAAAGCAAUUGACGCCGCCGGUCUGGGAGGGUUGACUGUUCAAAAGCUGCUUAAUGCGUCCUCGACCCACGAGAUCUAUCAGGGCCAGCGUGUGGCAGAGCACAGCCCUGCCUUCCAGGAUCACAGACUCGUUCGAGAGGUCAUCAGCCGAAAAAAAGCCGAAAAACAUCCAGUCGGAUCUGGUUGGGAAGGUGUCGUCCAUCGCUACAACACUGUUGAUCGAGGAUUACCUCCCAGCGAGCGCUACAUACACUCAGUCAUCAGCAAACGUAACACACGACUGGCAACCACCAUGAACGCAUUAAUUGCGCGACACGCUCACAAAAUGCGAGCUCUGAUGUUUGAUUAUGCAUACAAGCGCAUUGAGGGCUCCAUUAACGAAUGUGAGGCUGUAGGUUACUCAGAGAGCCUUUCUCAGUGCAUCACAAUUGGCAGCACAUACGGCGACGGCGUGGAUGCUCUCUCCUAUGAGGAGAUGUUCACUGAGUUUUGGGACGCUGUUCAGAGCUCCACUGGUCGUAUUCUAAAGCUCGCGCCAUUUUAUCCCGAUGCGAAGCUCAAAGUGAUUGUUCUUGAUGGUGAUAUCGCACAAGCGCAGGGGUUUGGAGCAUUCCUUGUUCGCUACAACAAACCUCAGAUCAGCGGCAUCACCUCCACUGAUCCCUUCAAACUGAUCUCCUACUGCCUCAAGAUGUGCACGGUUCAUUUUCAUCGACAUAUAAACGAGCUUCCGAAGUCGAUCCCAGUCUCAGUGAUUGGACGUGUCAAGUCUAUUAUGACCUUGAAGACUCCCGAGGAUAUUGUUCAUUGGCACAGCGACAUGGCUGCACAAACCGAUCCAGACCUUCACAAUUGGUAUGAGCAUAAGAGACGGAACCCUCUUGUCCUUCGUGCAAUCAAUCAGUCGCUGUCGAAUAUCCCCGCUGAGGUGUGGAACACGACUCCAGACAAUACCAACUAUGUUGAAUCGGCACACGCGACGCGCAAUGCUGAGACAUCAACUAGACUGACGCCAUUACGUGCCGUCGAAGCUGCGGAGGAGCGCGAUAAAUUGCGUGCGGCUGAACUUGUUCAAAUCGAGCAAGAAGGUAUUGGUCGAAAGCGGAACAAUACUCUUUUCAAUCGUGAGAAGCUGGCGCUUCAACGUCAGAGCUGGAAAUCACGUCAAGAGACUGAGCGCAGGGAAGGCCUUGAGACUCUACAGAGUCUCCAGGCAGACCUUGAUGCAGUUCGCCAAGGUAACAAGGACUCUCUCGAACGCGAUAGAUCCAUAAGGGACAGGAUUAGAGCGAUACAGACGGACCUGGACAUUGAUCGCCGACGCCAGGAUCUCCGUGUGCAAAUCAAGGCUUUACAGGAUGAUUUGGCGACGGAGCUCAGCUUGCGACGGGAUUUGAGGCUGCAGAAGGAGGACAUUGACACACGCAUCAAGGCACUGCGCUCAACGUCCUUGGCGGGUGUACAAAUACGUGGUCGACGCCCUGAUAGCUUUUCCACUCUCGAAGCAGUGGAGGACGGACUCGGAGAUAUCGGUGGAUCCCUUCCAGCUGACACUUUGGCGUCAACCAACAAUUUCCCCACAUCAACCGACGAUUUCCCCGUGUCAACCGACGAUUUCCCCGCAUCAUUCGAUGAUUUCCCCAUGUCAGCCGAUGAUUUCCCCGCAUCAUUCGAUGAUUUCCCC